This is a messenger RNA of Rotaria sp. Silwood2, 2514 nucleotides long. Lineage: Eukaryota; Metazoa; Rotifera; Eurotatoria; Philodinida; Philodinidae. The record is from the annotation of a GenBank genome assembly.
AUGGCAGUUGUUGGCCUUGAUAUGGGCAAUUUUUCGUCUUAUAUUGGUGUUGCCCGUGCUGGUGGUGUUGAAAUAGUUGCAAAUGAAUAUUCUGAUCGUCUUACUCCAACUUAUGUUACAUUUGAUAAAUCAAUUCGUGCAAUCGGUCAAGCAUCAAAAGCAAUGGAAAUAACUAAUGCAAAAAAUACAAUUUGUAAUUUUAAACGACUGUUAGGACGUCGAUAUCACGAUACAUGUGUUCAACAAGAAAAAGAACUUAAUGCUUAUUCUAUUGUUGAAGGCAAAGGUGGUUCAGUUAAUAUUGAAGUCAAUUAUCUUAAUGAACGUACACGUUUUACACCUGAACAAAUAGCUGGUGUUAUGUUUUCGAAAUUAAAACAUAUCACUAAUACAGAAUCAUCAACAAAACCUGUUGAUUGUGUUAUUGGUGUACCUUGUUAUUUUACUGAUGCUGAACGACGUGCAAUGCUUGAUGCUGCACAAAUAGCUGGAUGGAAUUGUCUUCGAUUACUCAAUGAAACAACAGCUGUUGCUCUUUGUUAUGGCAUUUACAAAGGUGAUCUUCCAGAACAAACAGAAAAACCUCGUCUUGUUGCAUUUGUUGAUAUGGGUUAUACAACAUUACAAGCAUCUGUUGUUGCAUUGAAUAAAGGCAAAUUAAAAAUGAUUGCAACAGCAUUUGAUCCAUCAUUAGGUGGUCGAGAUUUUGAUCGUAUUAUAAUGGAUGAAAUGCGUGAAGAUUUUAAAAAACGUUAUAAAAUUGAUUCAUAUAGUACGCUCAAAGCUAAAUUAAGAUUACGUGCUGAAUGUGAAAAAGCUAAAAAAUUAAUGUCUAGUAAUGUUCAACCAAUUCCAAUUUCACUUGAAUGUUUUAUUGAUGAAAAAGAUGUUAGUGGUAAAAUAUCAAGAGCUGAUUUUGAAGAAUUAGCCAAACCAUUACUUGAUCGAGUACGAAAUACACUUGCAAAUCUUCUUAAAGAAGCUGGAAUCACAACUGAUGAUCUUGAAUCUGUUGAAAUUGUCGGUGGUUCAACACGUAUUCCAGCUGUUAAACAAAUCAUUCAAAAUACAUUUCGUAAAUGUCCAAUGACAACAAUGAAUGCUGAUGAAAGUGUUGUACGUGGUUGUACAUUAAUGUGUGCUAUAUUAAGUCCAACAUUUAUAGUAAAAGAAUUUAAAAUUGAAGAUUGUCAACCAUAUCCAAUAACAUUAUCAUGGCAUGGUGGAAUUAAUGAAGAUAAUGAAAUUGAAGUAUUUAGUCGUUGGAAUGUUAUACCAUCAACUAAAAUGCUUUCAUUUUAUAAAAAAGAACCAUUAACAAUUUCAGCUCGUUAUUCAUAUCCAAAUGAUAUUCCAUUUUCUGAAUCACGUAUUGGUCAAUAUACAAUUGAUCAAAUUCGACCACAACCUGAUGGUACACCAUCAAAAAUAAAAGUAAAAGUUCAUCUUAAUCGUCAUGGAAUAUUUGCUAUUACACAAGCAUCAAUUGUUGACAAAAAUGAAGAAUCAACAGAAAUAGCUAUGGAUACAAAAGGAGGAAUAGAAAAAACUACAGUACCAAAUGUUCCAACAACAAAUGAGCCAACAGUUGAAAGUAAAACACCUGCUGGUAAUAAUCAACAAGACGGAGAUGAGGAUGAAGAUGAAGAUGAACCAAAAAAAACUACAACAAAAUCAAAAAUGAAAGGAAUUGAUUUACCAAUAAUAGUUCGUGUAUCAGGUACAACAAAACAAGAACUUGAUCAAUUAAUUGAACAAGAACAUGAAAUGAUUUCAAGUGAUAAAAGAGAAAAAGAGCGUUCUGAUGCCAAAAAUGCUGUUGAAGAAUAUGUUUACGAUAUGCGUGGUAAAUUAGAUGGUGGUGAAUAUGAAAGAUAUUCUGAUGAAAGAAAUCGACAAAGAUUAUUAAAUGAUUUACGAACAACUGAAAAUUGGUUAUAUAAUCAAGGAAUGCAUCAAGAUAAAUAUGCUUAUGUAGAACGAUUAAAUGCUUUAAAAAAUCUUGGUGAUCCGAUUCGUAAUCGUUAUUAUGAAGCUGAAAAUCGUCAAUAUUAUAUGCAAGAUUUUAUCAAAUCAUUAAAACAAAUCGAAGAUGCUAUACAAAUUUGGCAAACAAAAUCUAGUGAUAAAUAUUCACAUAUUGAUAAAAGUGAUAUUGAAAAAGUUUAUAGAAUUUUAACUGAAAAACGUAAAUGGUAUGAUCAAACAGCAAAUCGUUUUAAUACACUUAGACAACAUGAAGAUCCAGCUGUACUUUGUGCACAAAUCAAACAAGAACGAGAUGCACUUGAAAGAGAAUGCUGGAAUAUAUUGAACAAACCAAAACCAAAAGCAGAUCUACCGAAGGAUACAUCAGCUGAUGGUUCGAGAAGACAAGCUCCACCAUCUGAUGGUAAACAACAGCAAAAUCAAUCGCAACCACCUCCUCCAUCAUCCUCAGGCAAAAAAUUGUCGUCAUCAAAGAAGCAAAGUCAACAACCGAAUACGCAACAAUCUUCCAUGGAAACUGAUUAA